ACGAUGACGUAGCUUCCGGUCUGGCCCUGUUUACGGUAUAUCAAAAUGGCUUCCUCGGCUGUAGUGGCUACUCCCUCGGGCAAAGAUGCUGUAGCAGAGGGUUUGCUAGACGUCUUGAAACCAGCUAUUCAGCAGCUUGAUCUGCAUGUACACUCAGUCAGAGAAAGCCAGGUAGAAUUGAGAGAGCACAUAGAUAAUCUGGCCACAGAGUUAUGCCGGAUAAAUGAACAUCAGAAGGUGGCUCUGGACCUGGACCCUUAUGUAAAGAAGCUGCUGAAUGCAAGGCGUAGAGUAGUGCUAGUGAACAAUAUACUGCAGAAUGCUCAGGAACGUCUGAGGCGACUCAACCACAAUGUUGCCAAGGAGACGGCCCGCAGGAAGACCAUGCUGGAGGCUUCGGGAGCGUUCCCCUCCCGCUCCCCCAGCAAACCCUGAGCCCCGCCUCCAGCUCUGCGGACUGUCCUGAUCACUACUGAACUAACACAAGGAGGACACGCUGUCCUUUGACAUUUAAUUAGCAGUCUCUCUAAUGAACUGCUCAUGGUUUUGGCAUUCUAAAGAUCCUGUCUGCCAUCUGCUAAGCGUAAGACUGACAGACAACAGAAUCAGCUUUACAGUAUCAGCAGAUUGAUUCUACAGAUAAGAUAAAUGCUUAAACCCAUGAGGAGCAUGUAAAAAAAAAAAA
Molecule: messenger RNA, 685 nt
Organism: Notothenia coriiceps (black rockcod)
Lineage: Eukaryota; Metazoa; Chordata; Actinopteri; Perciformes; Nototheniidae
Gene: snapin
Product: SNAP associated protein
Exons: 4
Coding region: 46-435 (129 amino acids)
Biological process (GO): endosome to lysosome transport; regulation of synaptic vesicle exocytosis; synaptic vesicle exocytosis
Cellular component (GO): synaptic vesicle; BLOC-1 complex; BORC complex
Molecular function (GO): SNARE binding
Source: RefSeq, a predicted model, not a curated record